Molecule: messenger RNA, 4206 nt
Organism: Sinocyclocheilus rhinocerous
Lineage: Eukaryota; Metazoa; Chordata; Actinopteri; Cypriniformes; Cyprinidae
Product: regulating synaptic membrane exocytosis protein 2-like
Exons: 30
Coding region: 205-4206 (1333 amino acids)
Biological process (GO): regulation of synaptic vesicle exocytosis; positive regulation of synaptic transmission; regulation of membrane potential
Cellular component (GO): cytoskeleton of presynaptic active zone; presynaptic membrane
Molecular function (GO): small GTPase binding; transmembrane transporter binding
Source: RefSeq, a predicted model, not a curated record
UGUCGCUGCAUCCAUUUUUGUGUAUUUAAGAUAUCUUCAAGGAUUACCAAACCUGGAGAAAAGCGAGGCACCGGUGCAGAGGGACUCAAAAGGGAAGCAAACAUUUAUUAUGAGAUGCAAAAGAACUUUUCCAGGACGAUGACAGCGAUGGGUUAGACAGGAUUGAACAGGAUGAUGGCCAAAUAAAAGCAUCGGCGUGUAAAGAUGUCUGCUCCAGCCGUGCCCCGCAGCGGGCCUGUCCUGCCGGAGAUGCCGGACCUGAGCCACCUCACCGAGGAGGAGAGGAAGAUCAUCCUCGGUGUCAUGGACAGGCAGAAGAAAGAGGAGGAGAAGGAGCAGUCCAUGUUGAAGGUCAAAGAAGAUGAAAAGUCUCAGCCAGUCCAGUGGUUUCCCUUUAGUGGAAUCACUGAUCUGGUUAAUAAUGUUCUCCAGCCCCAGACAAAGUCCCAAAACCAACCGCAAAUAGAGCCUCCAAAGGAGCCAGAGACGAAAUUGCACCAGCAAUUUGAAAUGUAUAAGGACCAGGUGAGUAAGAUGGGGGAAGAGGCACAGAGCACCCAGGAGCAGAAGAGUGACUCCCCCACCUGUGGAAUCUGCCAUAAAACCAAGUUUGCCGACGGCUGUGGCCACCUCUGUUCGUAUUGCCAAAGCAAGUUCUGCGUUCGCUGUGGAGGAAGAGUUUCACUACGCUCUAACAAGGUGAUGUGGGUAUGCAAUCUGUGCCGAAAACAACAAGAAAUCCUCACCAAGUCAGGGGCCUGGUUCUACAGCAGCCCAGGGGGCGCCCUAGACCUCAGCCUGGGGCAGUGCACUCCACACGAGAGCGUUUUCUGUUCCUCUAGCGCUCUUAUUCCUUCAGGAAGAGGGAAAAUGCAGUUUGAGACAUUGCGUCAGUUCUGUAGCUCGGUUUUAUCUCAUUUUAAUGGGGCUUUCACGCCGCCGCAGAAUAUUCUGCAGACGGAGCUCCUGGAACAGGCGCUCAGCACCAUCGGGAAAAGAAGUCCAUCAGCAACCAGGGAUCCAAACCAAAAAUACGACCAAAGGGAGGAGAAGGCAGAGCGUUCGCAGUAUGCCCCAGGGGCGGGCGGCAUGCCACGAUCGCCGUCUGACUACGGGGCCGGAGACCGCCAAUGGCGGGGAGGCUACGGCCGCUUCUACGAGGACGCAGAGGUAGCACGGAGUGCAUACCGCGCUCGACGGGGCGGCUGGCACUCUCAGGAAGAGUAUCCACCUGAACCCGGCUUCCUGCCCGAUGGCCCGCCUCUCAGCGAGCACGAGCUUCAGCGGCAACGGCAGGAGGAGUACCAGAACCGCUACCGCAGUGACCCAAACCUGGCCCGCUACCCAAUCAAACCACAACCUUACGAGGAACAGAUGCGCAUGCAUGCGGAGGUUUCGAGAUUCAGGCACGAACGGCGCCACAGUGAUGUCUCCCUGGCGUACAUGGAGAUGGAGGAGCCCUUGGGGCCCCUGCGGGGUCCCCACUACUCACCAGAUCCCGGACACACCCACUGGAGGUCCAACCACAGUCCACCCGGCGUGGACUCCCUCCACAGGCAGCAGCACCUGGAUCCCGUCUCGGCCGUAAGGAAGAGUAAACGAGAAAAGAUGGAGAGCAUGUUGCGGAACGACUCGCUCAGUUCCGACCAAUCAGAGUCCGUCAGGCCGCCGCCGCCCAAACCUCACAAGACGAAGAGGGGCGGCAAAAUGAGGCAGGUGUCUCUGAGCAGCUCGGAAGAGGAACUGGCCACUACACCGGAGUACACCAGCUGUGAGGAUGUGGAGAUCGAGAGUGAGUCUGUGAGCGAGAAAGGAGAUUUGGAUGGCCACUGGUGGGAUCAUACAACGUGGCAUAGCAGCGAUGCUUCCUCCAUGUCUUUGCACCCGGUCACAUGGCAGCCCUCCAAAGAUGGAGAUCGACUCAUCGGCAGGAUUCUGCUCAACAAGCGCAUGAAGGACGGCAGCGUUCCCCGUGACUCUGGAGCUCUUCUGGGACUGAAAGUGGUUGGGGGAAAGAUGACAGAGUCUGGGCGACUUUGUGCAUUCAUCACCAAAGUAAGGAAAGGGAGUUUAGCGGAUACAGUUGGGCAUCUCAGACCAGGUGACCAGGUCCUAGAGUGGAACGGGCGACAGUUGCAAGGAGCCACAUUUAAAGAAGUUUACAAUAUCAUUUUAGAAUCAAAGCCAGAGCCUCAGGUGGAACUAGUGGUCUCACGACCCAUUGGCGAUAUCCCCAGGAUACCAGAAAGCACACACUCACAACUGGAAUCCAGUUCGAGUUCAUUUGAGUCUCAGAAGAUGGAGCGCCCCUCCAUAUCCAUCACGUCUCCCAUGAGCCACGGAGUGCUGCGGGACGGCCCACAGUACUUAUCGGGACAGCUUACAAGCCAAAGCCUUAGUAGAAGAAUUGAGCCUUUUAACCCUAAAGUUCAGGUCAAACUUUGGUAUGACAAAGUCGGCCAUCAGCUAAUCGUCACCAUACUGGGUGCAAAGGACCUGCCUUCAAGGGAAGACGGCCGACCACUCAAUCCUUACGUGAAGAUCUACUUCCUCCCUGACAGAAGUUUGAAUCAUUGUUUCUCCAGUGACAAAAGCAAAAGAAGAACAAAAACAGUAAAGAAAUCACUAGAGCCCAAAUGGAACCAGACCUUUAUGUAUUCCCCCGUCCACCGGCGGGAGUUCAGGGAACGCAUGCUGGAGAUCACGCUGUGGGACCAGGCCCGGGUGCGAGAGGAGGAGAGUGAGUUCUUGGGAGAGAUCCUCAUAGAGCUGGAAACAGCGCUGCUGGAUGAUGAGCCGCACUGGUAUAAGCUACAAACACAUGACGUCUCUUCGGUACCCCUACCGAAGAGCUCCCCCUGCCUUCAGAGACGAGCGCUGCAUGGAGACAGUCCCACACGCAGACUGCAGACCAAAGGCCCGUUUGUGUACAGCUCAGGGUCUCAGAGGAUCAGUGACAGCGAGUUCUCAGACUAUGACUGUGAGGAUGGUGUUGGCGUCCUAUCAGACUAUAGAAACGGCAGGGACCUCCAGAGCUCCACCCUCUCUGUGCCUGAGCAGGUCUUAUCGUCCAAUCACUGCUCUCGGUCAGCCGACAUCAACCGAGCGCGCUCACGGUCUCCCAGCAUGCCCCCUACUCAGAGUCAUUUUCUCACCUUACCUCGAACCCGACACAGUCAGCCUCAUGACAGUCAGCUGGAGGAACUCAGGAAUUACGGAGCUCCAGACAGGCACGAGAAUCACCACAGGUCCCGUUCUGCAGACCAGCGGUCCGUGCUGGAGCGGCCCAUGUACAGUCGCUCUCGCUCCACAGAGCGGCCACCCGACGGCCCCCACAUGAGAUCAUCGAUGCCCUCCCUGCCGUCAGGACACUCCGCGCCACCCUCCCCUGCCUUAUCGAGGGCGCAUCCUCGUGGUGGAUCGGUUCAGACCAGCCCCACCGGGACCCCCGUGAACAGCAGGAGAGGACGACAGCUCCCACAACUACCUCCAAAAGGGACGCUGGAAAGAAAAGACGGAGGUGAAGAACUUGAGCCUUCUCCAGGUGCUAUGGAUGUUGAGGAGCGGACGCGGCAGAUGAAACUGAAGAUGAACAAGUAUAAACAGGGAACGGGCUCAGACUCCAGACUGGAACAGGACUAUCACAAGCGUUCGGGCAGGGAUCCUCAGCGGGGAGAAAUCCUCUCGGCCAAGUCUUCGGACAGUGAUGUCAGCGACGUGUCCGCUGUGUCGAGAACCAGCAGUGCGUCUCGAUUCAGCAGCAUGAGCUACAUCUCAGUCCAAUCAGAACGGCCGCGGGGCAGCCGCAAGAUCAGUGAAUUUACGUCCAAAAUGAAAAACAGGCAAAUGGAAACCGCAGCCGGAGGCAACAUGACCAAGAGCACCAGCAUCGGCGGAGACAUGUGCAGUCUGGUGAAGACCGACGGCAGCCAGUCGGACACGGCCGUGAGCCUGGUGGGAACCGUUGACAAGAAACGGCGCUCCAGUAUCGGCGCCAAGAUGGCAGCGGUCGUGGGGUUGAGCCGAAAGAGCCGCAGCGCCUCGCAGCUCAGCCAGACAGAAGCAGGAGGAAAGAAGCUGCGCAGCACUAUCCAGAGGAGCACAGAGACGGGACUGGCCGUAGAGAUGAGAAGCAGAAUGACCCGGCAGGCCAGCCGCGAAUCCACUGACGGCAGCAUGAACAGCUACAGCUCAGAGGGAAAGUGA